Westerdykella ornata is the source of this 2291-nucleotide messenger RNA. RefSeq names its product MFS general substrate transporter. The coding region runs from base 326 to 2095 and encodes 589 amino acids. The transcript has 2 exons. Gene Ontology annotation, biological process: intracellular polyamine homeostasis; transmembrane transport. NCBI's taxonomy places the organism in Eukaryota, Fungi, Ascomycota, Dothideomycetes, Pleosporales, Sporormiaceae. Gene Ontology annotation, molecular function: polyamine transmembrane transporter activity. The record is from RefSeq and is a predicted model, not a curated record.
AUGGUCAUGCCGUGCAAUAGUUUCGGCCUGGCCCUGCUCAAUGGAUGCGCAAUGCAAAUGUCGACCUAUUCUCCACGCUAUGGCAUCCUGUCCAACUUCCACUCACUCGACGCGGGGCGACUAUCUACUGUCUCCUCUUGUUGAGGACAUUUUGAUUCUACCACACGGUUAUAUGCUGGGCCAUACCAUGGUCUCUAUCAGCCGAGGUCCACCGACAAGGGUCACGGAAAACCGUCAUCUAACCGGAAAAGGAUUUGUGAAGAGUCACUGAAGGGUUCCUGGAGUCAGAGAAGAGUUUGUGUCUCUUUCAAUCCUCUAAACCAGAAUGCCAGAACAUGAACCAACAGCCAUGAGUUGCUCUUCCAAGAGCCACGCUUCAAAGAGAUCGGAGUUGUCAGUGGACGAUAUUGGUGUCACAGAAGAGGUGGAAGAAGAGGUCCAGUGCCCAAAGGACGAUGCUAUGUCCAUAGCAAAUUUCCGGGCCACGACAAUAUCUGAAGACGAAGAGAAUGGAACACCAGAGCCCAGGCCGCGGACCACUAUAUCAAGAACUACUUCGGUGACCCCGGAUGCUGUGAUUGUGCCUCGUCGCAACCGCAGAGGCCUGCUCAGCCAUCUUACCCUCAUUCCCGAAGUUGAAUGCGCCUACCACUAUGCCAACCGGACCAAAUGGAUUAUUACCAGCAUCGUUGCCUUCUGCGGGAUAGUUGGACCCAUGGGUUCAGCCAUCGUCUUGCCGGUACUUGGGGGCAUUGCAAAAGACUUUGACGCUUCACCGGUGAUCGCUAACAUGAGCGUUGCUGUGUAUAUGCUUGCUAUGGGCAUCUUUCCUUUGUGGUGGUCCUCGUUCUCCGAAACGGGUGGGCGACGCACGGUAUACAUCGUAAGCUUUGUGCUCAGCCUCGUGUUUGCAGUGCUUUCGGCUGUGGCGACGAACAUUUCCAUGCUCGUUGCGGUACGGACGUUCUCAGGGGGUGCAGCCGCUUCAGUGCAAGUGUUAGGCGCUGGCACAAUAGCCGAUAUCUGGGAAGUGAAGGAGAGAGGAAGAGCACUGGGAUUAUUUUACCUCGGACCUCUUUGUGGACCGCUACUCGCACCAAUUAUCGGUGGAGCUUUAGGGCAAGGAUUCGGAUGGAGAAGUACGCAGUGGUUUCUGGUGAUAUACGGGGCCAUCACACUCGUCUUGAUCAUUUUUGGGCUCCCCGAAACGCUACCCCCUGAGAACAAUAAACCCCGUUCAGCGACAACGCUUCCGCAACAUUAUCCCCCGACCACUGCUCCUGUUCAAGAGAAAGACUCCAGCAACGCCAGUCCCCAAACACUAACCCGCAUCUCGACCCGCGCCUCAGUCGCUCAAAACACCAAAUCUCUGCUCGUCAGCACCCACCGCAUCUUCAUCGAGCCGCUGCUCGUCCUCACGUGGCUCCGCUAUCCUCCGGUCGCCCUGACAGUAUACUACGCGAGCAUAACCUUCGGUUCCCUCUACUUCCUCAACAUCUCCCUCCAAUGGACCUUCUCCGCGGCACCCUACUCCUUCUCCACUUUCAUCCUCGGCCUCCUCUACAUUCCAGGAAGCCUGGGCUAUAUGGUUGCAUCUCUGACAGGCGGCCAAUGGAUCGACCGCAUCAUGGCACGCGAAGCCCGCAAAGCACAGCGUUACGACUCCCACGGCAAACUGAUCUACCGCCCCGAGGACCGCAUGAAGGAAAACGCCUGGAUCGCAGGCGCCAUGUGGCCCUUGGCACUCAUCUGGUACGGCUGGAGCGCCCAGUACGGCGUCCACUGGAUUUGUCCCAUGAUUGCCAACUUCUUCUUCGGCGUCGGGAGCAUGUUGGUGUUUGCAUUGGUGACAACGAUGCUCACAGAGAUGAUGCCGCGGCGGGCGAGUGCGGGUGUCGCGAUUAAUAAUUUCUGCAGGAGUUUGUUUUGUUUUGUUGGUGCGGUUGCGGCGGAUCCGGUUAUUCAGGCGAUUGGGAAUGGGUGGUUGAUGGUUAUCCUUGGGGGAGUGGGGUUGGUGAGUGGUGCCGGUGUUAUACUGGCAAUGGGGAGGUGGGGGAGUGUGUGGAGGGACAAGAUGGUGGAGGUGUUGGGGUGAUAGGGGAGGUUGGGGUAUGCAGACGGAGUUGGUGUUCUGAAAGGGAUGCGUUUGAGAUUUCGAUGCGAUGGGGUUGAGUCUGUUUGAGCUUGAAUAUGGGCAUGAGCACGAGCAUAGCGCGAGCAAGCACGGCGUUUUGGCGUGGCACAAGAUCUUUGUUCGUUUUCUCCGUCGUAAUCAGUUACCACUUCCUCUU